This is a messenger RNA of Anarrhichthys ocellatus (wolf-eel), 1955 nucleotides long. RefSeq names its product F-box protein 34 (gene fbxo34). The transcript has 2 exons. NCBI's taxonomy places the organism in Eukaryota, Metazoa, Chordata, Actinopteri, Perciformes, Anarhichadidae. Bases 218 to 1948 code for a protein of 576 amino acids. Gene Ontology annotation, molecular function: protein binding. The record is from RefSeq and is a predicted model, not a curated record.
GUAGCGGCUCCAGCUGGACGUCGUUCUGUUCGUAGGGAGCUCAGAUGAGCAGAUAGCUGCAGAAGAUCCGCAUUAAACACGUGAUUUAGGGUUUAAAAACUACGUUUAAUCAGCCACCGACACACGGAGGGUCCGGGACUAACGGGACCAACCCGGAAAACACGAGUCUGGAGGGUUUCGUCGCUGCCAGCAGGUUUUAUAACCUCCAGGGACCAUCAUGCACCUGAAGUCGUAUCCUAAGCUGCUUCGCUCAGAGUUGCGUUUGGAGAUGUCCCCAUGCAGCAGCCUGUUUGUGAGGACCUGCAGCAGUAACCAUGGCAACAACCACAUCAUCAGCCGCCUCCCGCUGGGCAUCAUCUCCACCAACAAGCUCCGCCCUAAAGCCUUGCCGAGCGCUGCCUCGCAGCCUCGUUCACCGUCACCGGUCUGCGAGGACAACGCUCUCCGACUGCACCAGACCGCCGUGGAGGACGCCGACGCCCCGCUGGACGUCUGGACUGUGAUCCGGCCUGGACACGUCCGGGAGAAGAUCGCCAUCUUUGCUUCAGAUGCCGAGCGCACAGACGACGGCGCCAGCAGCGAGCGCACCUCAACCGGUGACUCCGACGGGACGCCGUCUGUGUGUCCGAACCACGGUGCCGUGUCGGGACUGUCGCGGGCCGGGAAGGCAAAGGGAAGCUGGGAGGAAAACUGCAGCGCCAAACGGCGCCGCAGGUCGGGAAGCAACCAGAACCUCCAGAAGGACUCGAGGACUCGGAUCCAGGACGCACAGCGACCGUCUCCACGGCACUCGGGCGGUGAGCUGGUGACAGAGGAGCAGACGCUGUCAGUGGUGGAGAUGGUGGCGUUCCUGGAGCAGAGAGCCAGCGAGCAGCAGCCCGACUCCAAACCUGUGGUCGCCCUCCAGAGGAGCUCCACUACCAUCACGCUGUCCAGAGCCCCGCCCCCCGAGGUCCGGGGGGAGGAGCCAGAGAGCAUCAGAGUGUCGGACAUGGUGGCCAAGCUGGAGUCCGAGUGUCUGAAGAGGACGGAGGGAGAUCUGUCGAGGAGCAACAGCCUGAGGACGGUGGCACGCGUGCUGCUCACCGCCGGGGACCAGAGCCCCGCCCCCUGUCGGCCUUCAUCCCCAUCACUGCCGGUAGCUCAGAUUUUGGGCCGGGAGCCAACCAGCUACUCUGAACCAGCUCUGACCACGCCCCCCUCAGGUGAGGCCCAGGGGGCGGAGCCUCUGCCGGGCUUGUUGUUUUUGUCUUGGCCUCCCGCCUCUCAGCCCCACCCCACUCCAGCUCGCUGUGACUCUGUCAGCCAAUCGGAGGUGAGGAGGAGGAGGAGGAGGAGGAGGAGGAGGCGGGCCGACCGGGCCGACCGAGCUCAGGAGGAUGAGGUCAUCGUUCCUCUGGUCCGGCGUGUGUCACAUGAAGAUGAGGUCAUCGUUCCUCUGGUCCGGCGUGUGUCACAUGAAGAUGAGGUCAUCGUUCCUCUGGUCCGGCGUGUGUCACAUGACUUCCUGUUGAUGCGUUGGCGGCUGCAGCAGCUUCUGGAGCCUCGUCCGUUCCUCUCUGCGCUGCCUCACCACCUGCUGCUGAACAUCCUGACCCUGCUGCCCACGCUCAGCCUCGCGGCGCUCAAGUGCAGCUGCCGGUUCUUCCUCUCGGUCAUCGAGGAUUACGGCGUUCGUCCCUCUGACUCUCUGUGGGUGUCUGACCCCCGUUACCGCGAUGACCCAUGUAAACAGUGUAAGCGUCGGUUCGUCCGCGGUGACGUGUCUCUCUGCCGGUGGCACCACAAACCGUUCUGCCGGGCGCUGCCCUACGGACUCUGGUACUGGAUGUGUUGCCACGCCGCCCGCAGGGACGCGCCCGGCUGCAAUGUGGGUCUCCAUGACAACCGCUGGGUACCGGCGUUUCACAGCAUCGACGUUUACAGGAGGGGUCGCCAUGACGACUGAGAGACUA